GUACAUAUAUGGAAUGUUCCUUGAAGAGUAUAAUAUACUCGAGUGAGUCGGUCGAUACGUCAGUCUAUCAAGGUCACAUUAUAAAGAAUCACGACAGCCAACCAAACAGCUCAGUCAGUCAGCCAGUCUCGCUAUCUCACCCACCCCACCCAUUCACUACUUCACCACUCACGCAAUUCCCCGACGCAUCCAUCCAUCACAGGGCCUUCUCCCUGUCCGCGGCCGCCAUCUCCAGCCGGUCAAGAGCCGCCUUGGCCCUCAACUCACGAUCUGCAGCACCAUCCACCCUGUCCUUCGUCUCCUUCUCUGCGCCACCCUUAUCCCCUCCCUCCCCACUGCUGCUGCCGCCCCCGCCCAGCCAAGCCCCGGCAGCGGACCACAGCAACGGCCUCUUCUGCUCCUUGUUGGUGCUGGCGGGCUCGCUACCGCCUCCCAACCGAAAGCCUUCGCCCUGGAACAGGGGCUGGCUCGGCUGAGAGGCGGCGGAUGCGGCCUCGGCCGCCGAUUUGUUCCUCUGCUGCCGGUCGAACUCGGGAGGCAGGAGGCAGGAGCAGAACUGACCCCACCAUGCCAACCUGCACACGCAGCGGACACCGACACACGACACACGAAACACAGAGAAAUGAUUGGUCAAGUGCCGGCGUGUGAGGUUGUGUGUGUGGGGUGCGGACCUGUUGAUGGAGGCGGGUAUGCCUCUCUUGAGGACGGCCUUGCUGAGCGCGUCGCUGAAGUGGUUGCAGUUGCGGCGGAUGAGGUCGUACUCGUCGGAUUUGAACUCCAGCCGAAGCUGGUCUAUCUUGGAUGUGAUCUCGGAGCGCGACAAUGUGGUCUCCCCCAGCAUCAUGGAACCCCGGAACCGGCCGUCAGGCGCUGUCUUGGGCACACACUCAUACACGCCUGCAGGCAGGUGCCAAUGAACGGGCAAACCGACCAUCAGUGGCCGUCCGCACACUGAGGAAGCGGGCUCUUGCUCAGCGUGGCGUUGCCAGUGCGCUGUCGCUAGGUACCUGCUCCGUCGCCGAAAGAAUACUCGAUCCCCUCGAUCUCCACUCCUGUGUGGUAGAGGCCGCAGCAGGGGUUCUCCUGCGGCACCAGGUCAUACACUGCACAACAAACACCACCAGCCUCCGAAACGUCGUGAUGCUCCUCGCACCUGCUUUCUCUGUGUGCGUCCUACCAUUGAGCUUCAGGACUAUCGGUGAUCCUUGACGAGGCAUUAUGCUGCUCCUUACGUGUCAGAUGACGUCGAUUUGUCGUUAUCUCUUCUCUCCAUGCUUAUUCUAUCUGGG
Messenger RNA from Vitrella brassicaformis, 1289 nucleotides. The record is from the annotation of a GenBank genome assembly. NCBI's taxonomy places the organism in Eukaryota, Vitrellaceae.